Pneumocystis murina B123 is the source of this 1818-nucleotide messenger RNA. RefSeq lists its product as hypothetical. The record is from RefSeq and is a predicted model, not a curated record. NCBI's taxonomy places the organism in Eukaryota, Fungi, Ascomycota, Pneumocystomycetes, Pneumocystales, Pneumocystaceae. Bases 1 to 1818 code for a protein of 605 amino acids. Gene Ontology annotation, cellular component: cytosolic small ribosomal subunit. Gene Ontology annotation, biological process: translational initiation. The transcript is spliced from 11 exons. Gene Ontology annotation, molecular function: tRNA binding; mRNA binding; translation initiation factor activity.
AUGGUUUUUACACAAUUUGCUUGUAGAACAGCUCAAUAUAUUAGCUUAACAAUUGGACAUCCUUUAUAUACACCUUUACCAGGUUUCGAUAGACCUGAAAAAAAUACGGUUUCAUGUUGUUAUGGACAAGAUGGACGUUUUUUUGCUUGGUCAUCAUUACAAGAUGUUAAAAUUAUCGAUACAUCUACAGGAGAAUUAGUCAGAAUCUUAGAAAUUCCUAAGGUAUGUGAAAUAAAAUUGUCGCCAAAAAGUAAUUUUAUUGUUACGUGGGAAAGGCCGUCCAAGGCAGAAGAUGGAUCUGCUAAUAAAAAUCUUAAAAUAUGGAAAAUAAAUACAGGACAGAAGCUUUGUUCGUUUGUUCAAAAAAGUCAAAUAUGGAAUUUACAAUAUACAACAGAUGGGAAACUUUGUGCACGCAAAGUGACAAAUGAAAUCCAGUUCUUCGAAUCGGCAAAUAUGGAAAAAGGUCCUAUAUAUAGAUUACAUGCUAAUGGAGUAUCUUCAUUUUCAUUGUCACCAGGAAGAAACAAUGUUAUUGCAGUAUUUAUUCCGGAGAUGAAAGGAACACCAGCAACCGUCUCAAUUUAUAAUAUUCCAACAUUUUCUUUUGUUAUUAGUCAAAAAGCAUUUUAUAAAGCAGACAAUGUCCAAAUGAAAUGGAAUAAAAUAGGAACUACAUUAAUUAUUUCAACAUCUACAGAUGUAGAUAAAACAAAUAAAAAUUAUUACGGGGAAACAAAUAUGUACAUUCUAAGUGCAAUCAGAAAUUAUGAUUCCAGAAUUAAUCUCGACAAAGAAGGUCCUAUUCAUGAUAUAACAUGGUCUCCAAAUUCACGUGAGUUUGGAGUAGUAUAUGGAUAUAUGCCUUCUAAAACUACAAUUUUUGAUAACCAGGCUAAUAUCAUAUAUUCUUUACCACUUUCACCUCGUAAUACAAUAUUAUUUUCUCCUCAUGAUCGUUUUGUUUUAGUAGCAGGUUUUGGAAAUUUAAAAGGAACAAUUGAUAUCUAUGAUAAAGAAAAGGAAAUGAAAAAAAUAACAACUAUAGAAGCUAGUAACAGUACAGUUUGUGAAUGGAGUCCUGAUGGUAGACAUAUUUUGACUGGAAUAACUAGUCCAAGAUUAAGAGUAGACAAUGGAAUUAAAAUAUGGCACUAUAGUGGCGCCUUGAUGUACAGUGAGGAAAUAAAUGAACUUUAUGAAGUUUUUUGGCAACCACAAAAUCCAGAGAUUUAUCCACUUCGUUCAUCUCUUUCUCCUGUACCUAAACCACAUUCUUCUGCUUCGCUCGUUGCCAAUAAGACACCACUCAAGUCAGUAGGGGCGUAUAGGCCCCCACAUGCUCGUUCUACUGCAACACCUAAAGAAUAUAAAAGAGAAGAUGAAAAAAUUAUGAUCAUUAGUUCUCAAGAAAUAAAACAUAAAACAACUACAGAUCCAUUUAUACCUGGAGCAAAUCCCUCAAUUCAAACUCAAGGUUCUAGUAAAGCAGCUUUAAAAAAUAAAAAAAGAAGGGAUGCAGCAAAAAAAGCUAAAGAAUCGAAAGUCAUUGAUGUACAAAGUACAAAUGGUAUAUCUUCUCAGUCCAUUACCUCAAAUUUGGAACCGCCACACGUUAUUGAAAAUUCUUUAGAUAAUGAAAAUAAAAAAAUUCGUUCAUUACUUAAAAAAUUACGAGCUAUUGAAAAAUUAAAAACACAACAGGAAAAAGGAAAUAAACUAGAAGAUACACAAAUAGAGAAAAUAGCUACAGAAGGCCGAUUAAGGUCUGAAUUGAAAGCUUUAGGCUGGAAUGACCAAUGUAUGAGUGUGAAAUAG